CAAAGCUUUAUUCAUCCUCAGUGACUAAAGAAAUCCUCACUGGCGCUUCACUUGAGUAUGCUGUCAUCUUGAGCCGAAAAUCGAGAAGGGACAGUCACAUAUUAUACACACUUGGGCUACCUGUGAGGACUUCAGGAUUGCAGUAAAAAAAAAAAAAAAAAAAAAAUCCAGAAUCUAAUUCCAAGAGAACUCAACUUUUGCUCUGAGCGAGAAAACCCGGUUGCUCUGGCCAGAAGGCAUAAGCACCCAGGGCGAGCAGUUGCAGGAAAGGCUUAGAAGUUUGAUCUCUCAGGGAGGGCCAAAACAUGAUCUGUAUGUAACCUUGUCCCCACACUCAACGGCCGCCCUAGACAGGUCUGCCGGGGGGUGCUGGUCUGUUCCACGAGAGGAAGGGAUUGUUUGCCUGCUCCGGUCCAGAGUAGGUGGGCGGCGGAUUCCAGGGCUGGUCUUUCAUUACAAGCUUGUGCUGAAGUAAUGUGGCCCCACGUCUCCACCCUCCUGAGGUCGUUUUGCACUCUCAGCCCAAAGACUUUGCACAGCCCAGAAGGAACGCGCCGCUACCCUCCGGUCACCAGGGGGCGCGUCUUCGCUAAGGCGCAUGCGCCAUCCUGGCUUCAGGAGGAGGCCUGCGCUCUUGCUGUGUCUUCCGCCUCAGUUGAGCUUCCGGCGCGAAGGUCACGGACAAGAUGGUUCCCCCAGUUCAGGUCUCUCCGCUUAUCAAGCUCUGCCGAUACUCAGCCCUGGUCCUCGGCAUGGCCUACGGCGCCAAGCGCUAUAGUUACCUAAAACCCCGGGCAGAGGAGGAGAGGAGGGUGGCAGCGGAGGAAAAGAAGAGACUAGAUGAGCUGAAACGGAUUGAGAGAGAACUGGCAGAAGCUCAAGAUGACAGCAUACUCAAGUGAAGCGCCAGUGAGCUUGCCUUUUCUUUAGUCGCUGAGGAUGAAUAAAGCUUUGUUGUGUGA
Peromyscus maniculatus bairdii (prairie deer mouse) is the source of this 962-nucleotide messenger RNA. It is a transcript of the gene Atp5me, whose product is annotated as ATP synthase membrane subunit e. Lineage: Eukaryota; Metazoa; Chordata; Mammalia; Rodentia; Cricetidae. The record is from RefSeq and is a predicted model, not a curated record. Gene Ontology annotation, biological process: proton motive force-driven ATP synthesis. Gene Ontology annotation, cellular component: proton-transporting ATP synthase complex. Gene Ontology annotation, molecular function: proton transmembrane transporter activity.